CAUCGCCGCUGCGAUCUCUUCGCUCGAUCCAUCGUCUCUCUGCGAGCUUGGCCAUGGCUUCCUCGACCCAAAUCGUCCUCCUCCUCCUGGCGCUUGUCUUCGCAGAGUCUCUACACGAUGCCCACGCCUACACUGCCGGAUUCGAGAUGAGCGAGGCGCAAGUAACUGCCGCUUCCAAGAGCUCCACAGGCUGCGCUACGGAUUUCUCCAAGGUGGACUACGCCGAGGUGACGAGCGUUUGCAAGGGACCCCAGUAUCACCAGGAGGCGUGCUGUGGCGCGUUCAAGAAGAUGGCUUGCAAGUACACGACCCAAGUGAACGAUUUCUCCACCACUUGCCCGGUCGAAUUCAUGGCCUAUCUCAACUACGCUGGGAAUUACCCCAAUGGCGUCUUCGUCGGGCGAUGCAACAGUGGCAGUAGCCUGUGCUCCUAGAAGAUUUGACUAUGGAUUCUUCAUAGAUCAAUCAAGCUCUUGGAUCGAUCGCUCGAUCCAUAGAUCCCUCCAUUGUUUUGCUUGAUAUUAUUUCUAUCAUUAUGGAAGAAGACUAUAAGCCCUAGGUUUUGUAUGUGUUCUUGGAGAAUGGGUGAGCGCAUUCUUCCAUGGCGCCAGCUACUGGAGAGCGCUCUAGAAUCGCAUUCUCAGCUCCAGCACAGCAGAUUUUGUCAGCUGGCUACUGUUAGAGCAAAUGGAACACCCGCAAACCGAACUGUCGUUUUCAGGGGAUUUGCGGACGGGACUGACAAUCUGCUGUUUACGACAGACUCCAGAAGCAACAAGGUACAAGAAGCUCAACACUGUCCCGUGGCCGAGGUUUGUUACUACUUCACUGAUAGCUGGGAACAAUUUCGCAUUCACGGUGACAUCGAAGUUAUAAGCCACACGGAAGACGAUCCGUUAAAGAAAGAGAUAAGAGAGAAGUCAUGGUUUAGCAGCUCUUUGCAAACUCGAAAACAAUUUACGUGGCCACAUCCAGGCCAGCCAAAAGAGUCUCAUCCAGAAGAGGUUCGGCUCGAGAGCACGCAGCCCCCCGUUGAUACCUUCUGUGUUGUUACGCUCCACCCGGUUGAGGUUGACUACUUGCAUCUUAAACAACACAAGAGAAUAGUGUUCCGGAGCUCCAGCGGUGGAGAUUGGACUAGCCAGGCAGUGAAUCCUUGAGAUCGGGUUGAAGUUAAGCUUUUCUUUGUCUGUUCUAUAUCUCUCUGACGCAUUCAAGCAGGUUUUGAUACUUUUUAAUCGAGUGAAGACAGAUUUGUCUCGUUGAUCAAAGUCGCAAGUUGCAGGAUACGCAAGUCGCGGGUCGUUUGCUAGAAAUUUUGGUGAGAUAUUGUUUUGUUACCUUGUUAUCUUAAAACCAGCGUCGUGGUUUGUGUC
Molecule: messenger RNA, 1376 nt
Organism: Selaginella moellendorffii
Lineage: Eukaryota; Viridiplantae; Streptophyta; Lycopodiopsida; Selaginellales; Selaginellaceae
Product: pyridoxine/pyridoxamine 5'-phosphate oxidase 2
Exons: 9
Coding region: 567-1160 (197 amino acids)
Biological process (GO): pyridoxine biosynthetic process
Molecular function (GO): pyridoxamine phosphate oxidase activity; FMN binding
Source: RefSeq, a predicted model, not a curated record